AUGAAAUUCCAGCCAGGGCUCCCCGCGAUGGUCCUCCUGACAACUUCGGAUGGCACCCUUGCUGCGGAAGCCCAGGGUUGGGGACGGCGAAGGAGACUCGUUUGGACCCCGAGCAAAAGUGAGGCCCUGCGAGUCUGCUUUGAGCGGAACCCAUACCUGGGCAUUGCCACCAGAGAAAGGCUGGCCCAGGCCAUCGGCAUUCCGCAGCCCAGGGUCCAGAUUUGGUAUCAGAAUGAGAGGUCACGCCAGCUGAGGCAGCACCGGCGGGAAUCUCGGCCCUCGCCCAGGAGACGCGGCCCGCAAGAAGGCAGGCAAAAGCGGACCGCCAUCACCGGAUCCCAGACCGCCCUGCUCCUCCGAGCCUUUGAGAAGGAUCGCUUUCCAGGCAUCGCCGCCAGGGAAGUGCUGGCCAGGGAGAUGGGCCUCCCGGAGUCCAGGAUUCAGAUCUGGUUUCAGAGUCGAAGGGUCAGGCACCUGGGAUAG
Messenger RNA from Pan troglodytes (chimpanzee), 483 nucleotides. RefSeq names its product double homeobox protein 4C-like. The transcript has a single exon. NCBI's taxonomy places the organism in Eukaryota, Metazoa, Chordata, Mammalia, Primates, Hominidae. The coding region runs from base 1 to 483 and encodes 160 amino acids. The record is from RefSeq and is a predicted model, not a curated record. Gene Ontology annotation, cellular component: nucleus. Gene Ontology annotation, molecular function: RNA polymerase II transcription regulatory region sequence-specific DNA binding; DNA-binding transcription factor activity, RNA polymerase II-specific. Gene Ontology annotation, biological process: regulation of transcription by RNA polymerase II.